Lepisosteus oculatus (spotted gar) is the source of this 5037-nucleotide messenger RNA. It is a transcript of the gene pld1a, whose product is annotated as phospholipase D1a. Lineage: Eukaryota; Metazoa; Chordata; Actinopteri; Semionotiformes; Lepisosteidae. Gene Ontology annotation, cellular component: intracellular membrane-bounded organelle; plasma membrane region. The record is from RefSeq and is a predicted model, not a curated record. Gene Ontology annotation, molecular function: D-type glycerophospholipase activity; phosphatidylinositol binding. Gene Ontology annotation, biological process: intracellular signal transduction; phosphatidic acid biosynthetic process; regulation of vesicle-mediated transport.
UGCACUGUGCUAGUCAGCCCUGGCUCUUGUACUUUACACUGACACACUGCUUGAAGUUCUGUAAGCUUGAACUGGAAACGGCCACCGCAGUGAAAAUUUGAAUCAAGUGGAGAAUUCAAGAGCACAAUGUGGAGUCUACUGCCAGGCAGAAUGCAGGUGGUCCCUGCUCUGCAGGUUGAGUGCUAAGCAUGUUGCAAUCACAUAAAGCCUCUGAAAGUGUGCUACAUCUGGUGGCCUCCGACAUGUCCGAAAUCAUGGAGAGCCUGGACACCAGAGACCUGGAUUUAGGAGAAGAGGUGGACUUUGAUGGGAGUGGUUCAGAUCAUCCAGAAGUCUCUCGGAUCCCAUUUUCUGCAGUUUACAAAACCAGAGGUUUUAAGGAAACAGAAGCCAAGGUGUUCCUCACAGGUGUUCCCAUUACAGCCAAAAUUCUGGAAGUGGAACGUUUCACAUCAGCACAAGAUCGCUUUAACAGAACAAAUCAGAGGAGUGUUUCAAAGGUACUUCCUGCUGUCUUCAAAAUUGAAUUGAAACAUGGAAAUUUUACCUGGCAUGUAAAAAGAAAAGAGAAGCACUUUCUAGAGCUUCACCGAGAACUCCUUCGAUACAAGACCCUUAUGAGGAUCCCAUUACCUUCUAGAAGACACACAGUUAGAAGACAGACUGUCAAGAAGAAUGAAGUCCGAGAGAUGCCCUCUCUUCCACGUGGGGGAGAUAACCUGGUCAGAGAAGAACAAUAUUCUAGCAGAAAGAAACAACUAGAAGACUACUUGAACAACUUGUUACGAAUGUCAACGUAUAGAAACUACCACGCCACAAUGGAGUUUAUUGAUGUGAGUCAGAUGUCCUUCAUCCAUGAUUUGGGACCCAAAGGCUUAGAAGGCAUGGUUCAGAAGCGAUCUGGUGGUCAUCGUAUACCAGGCUUGAACUGCUGUGGCCACAGUCAAGUCUGCUACCGCUGGUCUAAAAGGUGGCUGGUUGUUAAAGACUCUUUCCUGAUGUACAUGCAACUAGACACAGGAGCCAUUUCGUUUGUUCUUCUGAUUGACAAGGAGUUCAACAUUAAAAUGGACUCAAAGGAAACAGACACAAAAUAUGGAGUUCGAAUUGACAGUCUUUCCAGGACGCUGGUGCUGAAGUGUGUCAGCUUUCGCCACGCCCGAUGGUGGGGUCAAGCUAUUGAUGACUUCGUGCACAAACACGGAAAGCCCUUCCUUCGGGAUCACAGAUUCGGAUCCUUUGCAAGAGAAGAGGAGAACACACUUGCUAAAUGGUAUGUUAAUGGAAAAACAUACAUGCAUGAUUUGGCCGAUGCUCUGGAGGAAGCUAAAGAAGAAAUUUUCAUCACAGACUGGUGGUUGAGCCCAGAAAUCUUUCUCAAGAGGCCUGUUGUUGAGGGGAAUCGCUGGAGACUGGACUAUAUACUGAAGAGGAAAGCUCAACAAGGUGUGCGGAUUUUUGUGAUGUUGUACAAAGAAGUUGAACUUGCUUUGGGAAUCAACAGCGAGUACAGCAAGAGAACAUUACUGCAUCUUCACCCUAACAUUAAGGUGAUGAGACACCCAGAUCACGUCUCCUCCACUGUGUAUCUCUGGGCACAUCACGAGAAGGUCGUUGUCAUUGACCAAUCGGUAGCCUUUGUAGGUGGAAUUGAUUUGGCCUAUGGGAGAUGGGAUGACAGAGAGCACAGGCUGACUGAUGUGGGGAGUGUUAUGAGGACAACAGCGGUUUCCGAUGAACAUCAGCCCAGUGUGAAGGCUUCUUCAACCAGUGCGGGACUCCCUGGUGGCAGUGCAGCACACAGUAAUGGCAAGAAUGUAGCAUCGGCCGACACAACAGAUGUGCCGAGGCUGAGGGGGGUUAGUCGCACACGGAAGCAUGUGCGCUUCAGUCUCUACAAACACCUUCAAAAGCACACCCUGCGUCAUACCGACAGUGUCAACAGCAUCGACAGCACAGAGGAAAGUUGGUCUCAGACUACUAGCAGUCAGGAGAAUUUAAUCCCAGGUAAAAAGGCCCAGUUGAAGCUAACCCACAGUGCACCGGAACAGGGAUUGUCUAAGGAUGAGCUGAAGCCAUCAAGAGACACAGAGGAAGACGCAAGCGUUCUGAUGGGAAACACGCGUUUUUGGCAUGGCAAGGACUACUGUAACUUUGUCUUCAAGGACUGGGUGCAGCUGGACAAACCUUUCGAUGACUUCAUCAACAGGUACACCACUCCAAGAAUGCCCUGGCAUGACAUUGCCUCAGUGGUUCAUGGGAAAGCAGCCAGAGAUGUGGCAAGACACUUUAUACAACGAUGGAACUUCACUAAAAUCAUGAAGCCAAAGUACAGAUCCCUCUCGUAUCCUUACCUUUUGCCGAAGUCUCACACAACAGCCAACGAUUUGCGGUACCAGGUUCCAGAUUGCAUCCAGACUAAAGUACAGAUCUUGAGAUCUGCAGCUGACUGGUCUGCAGGAAUCAAGUACCAUGAGGAUUCCAUCCACAAUGCCUACCUCCAUGUGAUUGAAAACAGCAAGCACUACAUCUACAUAGAGAACCAGUUUUUCAUUAGCUGUUCUGACAACAGACACGUUUUAAAUGGAAUUGGAGAUGCCAUUGCAAAGAGGAUCAACAGAGCUUACAAGGAAGACAAAAAGUACCGUGUGUAUGUGGUGACCCCUUUGUUGCCUGGGUUUGAAGGAGACAUCCAAACUGGAGGAGGCAAUUCUAUCCAGGCAGUCAUGCACUUUAACUAUAGAACAAUGAUCAGGGGAGAUAAUUCCAUUGUUUCGCAGCUGAAAAGAGAAAUGGGGGACCAGUGGAUGAACUACAUCUCGUUCUGUGGGCUGAGGACUCAUGCCGAGCUUGAGGGAAGGCUGGUGUCUGAGCUCAUCUACGUCCACAGCAAGAUGCUGAUCGCCGAUGACAACACGGUCAUUAUUGGCUCUGCGAACAUCAACGACCGCAGCAUGCUGGGGAAGAGGGACAGCGAGGUUGCCGUGAUUUUUGAGGACACAGAGAUGGUGCCUUCUGUGAUGGAUGGGGAAGACUAUCAGGCAGGAAAGUUUGCCCUUCAGCUUCGUCUGGAGUGCUUCAAGAUCAUUCUUGGGGCAUUCACAGAUCCCACAAUUGAUGUAACAGAUCCUAUCAGUGACCGUUUCUACAAGGAAGUGUGGAUUGGGACAUCUGCGAGGAAUGCAACCAUUUAUGAAAAGGUGUUUAACUGUCUGCCCUCCAGCCUAGUGAGAAGCAUGGCCGAACUGCAGAGGUUCAUUUUAAAUUCCAGUAUGGCCUCGGACGAUCCCGCCAGAGCUCGCGAGGAGCUGAAGAGGAUUCGGGGUUUCAUAGUGCAGUUCCCCUUGUACUUCCUGUGUGAGGAGAACCUUAUGCCUUCAGUAGGGACAAAAGAGGCCAUGGUUCCCAUGGAAACCUGGACAUAAGACCAGACACCCCUCUUUCAGCUGCACAUCACUUCUCAAGCAGAGCUCACGGCCCACAACUACUGCUCCUGGAAGGGAGUUGCUGCUUUUAUAAGGAAAUAAACUUCUCUGAAACCAGUGACGUCGUAUAGAGAACAGAUUGCAGCUGACCUCUAAUGAAGAGCUUUUUCAUCUACAAAGAUCGAAGAGACAAUGGAUUAAGAAGAGACUGGUGUCUAAGAUGUAAUUUCAGACCAGGAAAUGUCAAAAAGCACUUUGACAGCCAAUGAUUUUAAAAUAUCAACAACCAAAUGAGAUACUUAGUUCAGAUUGGCUUCUUCUCAUUGGUAACUUUUAUUAUGUUCUUAUUCCACGAUUUUAUUUUUUUUUAAUCGUUAAAAUUGUUACAUGCUGAUAUAACACUAUACAUUUCUUAUAAAAUAAUCUAUUUCCUCUAAUGUAUAUGCAGCUAGAAUGCUUUCCUUUUACUCUCUUUGCUCUCUGAUAAAGUAUAUUAAGAAAUCAGCUUUUAUUGACCUAGGUACUACUAUUGCCAUGGUAAAAGCACAUUAAGAUGUAGUAGAACCUCCUGAAAGUAGUAAAGGCAUCUCUUUUGCACUCUUAGUAGCUACUUUCAUGAAUCUCAAUGUUAGCACUGCUCAUUGUCAAAUACAGGUAGGAAUACGUUUCUAUUUUUAUGAUCCCUUCCCAUGCUUUUAAGUGUUCACAAAAUUGAUUUCCACUAAAUGCAUGUUUGCACAGUGCCUGAGUCAAGACAAAACCUUUUUCACAAAGGGUGUAGAUAAUGUUUAUCCAUCCAUAUGCACGGUUGUUUCAAACUAUAAAGGGCUGUGGUUAGACAGAGCCGAGUCCUACAGGCAUAGGGUGAAUUGUAGUACUACAUCUUGAACUGGAUGCCAUCGGAUAUAGGGGCACCUGAGCAAAAAACGGGAGAACCAGGUGGCAGACUGGUUCUGUAUGCAGACUCUGUACAGAAAGCUCUCCAGUCCAGAAUAGAAAUAGGAACCAAGAUGCAGCUGUACUCAUAAUGAGCUCCACCUCAUAAUAUUAUUGAACAACUACACACAGAAACACAUUACUUUUUGUUUUAAAGUCGAAAUUGUCUUCUAACUUCGAAAAGUGCAGCUCUCGUGGUUUUCACUUCCCAAGAGGGUUUUUGAAUAACAAUUUGACUCCCUUAGUUUGUUGCCUGUCUUAAUUUUUCUUGCGUUCUUCAUCUCAUCUUAAAAAAAUAACACGACAAUCUGUUGAAUGUUCUUUCCUUGUGAUUUUACAUAAUCUUUCCUUAUGUUAAAGGUUUUAGAUGGUAUUUUGUUGCAUUACUCCAACAGAACUGCAUUGAGGACUUGCCAUCUUCGGCUCCAGUUCAGUUAAUUGUUUUUGACAAUGUGUUUAUGCGUUCUCGUCUCGUAUUGAUAACUGUUCACAUUGCCAUGUCUUAUUUGACAACCAUGAAUACUAUGCUGGGUCGUCACAGGUAAGUAGGUGACUGACUAUGGCACUAAUUGUAUACACCUUCUGUGAAGGGCUAACUGUAACUUGGAAAUUCUAUUAAAAACAAUUUUCUAAGAAAUAAAAUAGAUUGGAUUCUGUAUGUUUACCCAUAACAUAA